Cylicocyclus nassatus is the source of this 1433-nucleotide messenger RNA. Lineage: Eukaryota; Metazoa; Nematoda; Chromadorea; Rhabditida; Strongylidae. The record is from the annotation of a GenBank genome assembly.
AGGUUCUAUGAUUCAACGGGUUGCUAUAUGGGUGGCAGUGGUUGCCCUCAUUGCUUACACGAUAGAAUUAUGCUACUACCGAGCAGAUGUAGAGUUACAUAUUGAUGGUGAAAAUGAUGAAGCAUUUGAUGCUGUAAAAGAGGCAUUCAGUGCGAAUUUUCUGGAAGGAUGGGAACGUGGUGGUGCUUCUUUUGUGGUAUACCACAAUGGCAAAAAAGUUGUUGACAUCUGGGGUGGAUAUGCAGAUGCAGAAAGUGAAAGAUUAUGGAAGAAAGACACUCUCAACGUUGCUUUCUCUUCAACAAAGGCAUUCGCUGCUCUUUGCGUUGCCAAGCUUAGUUUGGAAAACACGGAAAAGAAAACGUUACUGUUCGUUGGUUACUUAGCCACAGAAUUUUCGGCUGGUUUGGCUUACACCGAUAGGAAGAUACACUUCCCCAUAGCAAACGAUUGGAAAGCUAUUGGUGAAGUUUUCGAAGAGCAGGUCCCAAAUUGGCCUCCAGGAACUCAGAUAGGCUAUCAUGCUAUCACUUAUGGCUGGCUUGUCGAUCAGAUCAUUAGAAGAGUUGAUCCGCAGCACCGCUCUGUUGGUGUGUUCUUCAAGGAAGAGUUCGCGGACAAGUAUAAUCUCGACUUUUACAUUGGACUUCCAAAAUGUGAAUCGCAACGAGUUUCUCGUUUGACGCUGCCAUCUGCUUACAACUUUAUGGAGGAAUAUCUUUAUAGGCCUUCUGAUUUUGACGUCACUCGGUUUGUUUACCAUAUGGCAACUGACGGCCUACUGUCAAAAGUCGGCCAUAACGUUCCUUGGAUUGCUUUCAUGAAGAGGAUGACAUUGAAUAAUCCGGAUUUGUAUGGUAUUGAACAAGCUGCGGUUCUCGGAAUUGGUACUUCUCGUGCCAUGGCUGAAUUAUUCGAACGAUUUCGGUUAGGAGAAUUAGUGAGCCCAGCUACUUUUAAAGAAUUAACAACCAAUUUUUUGCAACAACGGGACAUCGUCACUGGCGCAAAUGUACCUAGAGGGCCUGGCUUUAUGAUCAAAAAAUUCGUGCAUAACAACGUGAUAGUUGAACUUCUUGGGCAUGCUGGCUAUGGAGGACAGAAUGUGAGAGUAGAUCUGAAGAACAAUAUAACUUUUGCUUACAUGAGCAAUGGACUGAAGGUCGGAUUCGGUGACACAGCUAGAACCUACACUCGUCUACUUGACGCCUUAUACGAUGUGAUUUUACCGUCGCAAUAGAUAUUGUAUUACUUAUCAUUUUUUUUGUAUGUGUCAUAUGAAUAGUUGCAAAACUUCUGUGAUACUGUUUAUCCAUUGUGAAUGAUUUGAACAGAAAGUGACAAAGAAGGUUGGCUUAUUGCAUCGCUGAACUAAUUUGUGAAUUUUUUUCGUUUCGGUCACAACAACUGCACUAACAUAAGAUGAUUGCUAG